AUACAUAAAAAUUCAAUAUAAAUCAUUAUCAUCUUUAUUCUGGCAAAUGUUUACCUAUUGAGGAACGAAUGUCAAAUGAAUCUAUAAUGGAUCUAUUCGAAUCGUGUAUGGUGAAAAUAUUUCUUACUGAUCGAAAAUAAAAGCGUGUCGUGUAUGGCUACUUUAAGGGAUGUACUAGCUCGAAAUAAAAAAUGUAGCCUUUUUUGGUGCAGCUUUAAAAUCAUAGUCUACAUAUUUUUUAUUAUUUGAGGUUAUUAUAGAGUUUCGUAAAGAAUGUUAGUAAACCAAAUUUUUAAUUAUACUAUGUUUACGUCAGGAAUUGACUGCGCUCUGCACCAUAUAUUUGACUUGUUUGUAAAUAUUAACAUAUGAUUAGUAAAAUUUUGUGGCCAUAUUAUAUUUUAGAAUUACUGUAAUUUUGAAUAAAUAAGAUGUAUGAAAAAUAAUCGGAUGUAUAUAUGCCUUUAUGAAACUAUCAAAAUUGUGUCAUCGUCCAUCAAAUAGAUGUGUGCCACUUUGUCCGUAGCGAUUAAACAAUUAUCAAUCUUUAAUUGAACAAACUCAUUUUUGCAUCAACUGAACGGUCACAAUAUGAUUGAUUUGCUGUUGUAUUAAGAGUUAUAUUAAAGACGUUUUUAUUUAAUUUGUAUUUCACAAAAGAAUAAAAUGGAAAAAAGCGAAUAUGAAAUACAACAUUUCAAUUUCUCUGUGGAACAGUUUUCGUUAGAAAGGCGCCAUUAUUUGAAUAAGAUAUUAUCGCUAACACUUCAAUCAAUGGUGAACAAGUUAUCCAUGGGUAAUGAAGAUACAACAGUAUUUUUACUAGAGCAGAAAGAAAAAGUGAAAAGCAAAAUGCUUAGUGACAUGGAACAACAACUCACAGCUAUUGAGGAAAUGGACUUAAAGAAUUUUUCGAUACCGGAUUAUGUUCUGUUGGCAACAGAUUACGAUCAUUCCAAGCAAUAUACUGAAGAAGACGAAGCGAAUGUAGACAAAAAGUUAGCAGACAUGAAACAAAAGUUUCUGGAGAACUCUGUAAUGAUAGCGUCGUUGAAAAUAGAAAAUGCAAAAUAUGAAGAAAUAUGCACAGAGAUGAACAAUGAAGAGAAAUUGUUAGCACAAAUUCAAACGGCAUUGCAAGUAAUGGAGACCCAAUGGGAGAAGGUAAAGCAUUUGGCUAAAACAACUGAAAGUUUAGAAGAUUAGAAGAGGUAUUUGUAAUUAGUGAUAUUUGUUGGUGAUUAAAUUCGCAAAUAAGAAAGAAAUUCAUGAUAAAUAAAAUAAAUAUUUUUUGAAUUCAAAAUCUGAAAA
Messenger RNA from Bactrocera oleae (olive fruit fly), 1311 nucleotides. RefSeq lists its product as uncharacterized. The record is from RefSeq and is a predicted model, not a curated record. Lineage: Eukaryota; Metazoa; Arthropoda; Insecta; Diptera; Tephritidae.